ACUCUUUGUUCAUGUUGUUGGAGAGCUAAACACUAACAGUGAACGGAACCACGUUGAAGGAGCUUCCAAUUUUGGAAUUAGUGUCACAAUUUUUAAGCGUUACUAAUAACUUCGUUUUAUUUUUUAUUUUUUUCUUUUCAAUAUUAAAUAAUUCUACAAGCUACCCAAGUUAUUGUUUUUUUCUGAAACUGCAUGCAUAAGAAAGACAGAAGAAAAAGAACAAAUCUUGGAACCUUUUUGUUAAUGAACUUCACAAGUUAACUCAUCUUGGUGGAAUCUUUUUUCUUCUCGUGUGUAUCGCACAAGAUUCUUAGAGUUGUUUUUUCGGUGCUAAAGUUCAUAAUUUUCAAGAGUUGCUAUGUUCAUUCUUGUCAAUUGAUAGUAAUUGAAGAAUUUUAGCAAAAUGGGUGGAGAUUAUUUGUCCAUGUUUCAGCUAGAAACAAAGAGAUUUCUAUGGUUUAUUGGCAUUACUUUUUCUGUAAUCUUAGCUCUUCAGUAUCUUGAGCUUCCAUAUGGCAAUGUUCUACUCUCUCUAUUCUCUUCUGACAAAAUACCAACAUCACAAAGCACUAUAUCUCAAACCAUUGUUACCAAUGUCACAAUUUUCAAUGAAUCAAACUCUACUGAUGCAACUAAGGAUACUAUGCCAAUAAUUGGUUUUGUCUUGGAACCAGAAUGGCCACAAAACAAAUCUGAAAAAUUUCAUGAAUCAGGUAAUGAUGAAACUAAUAUACAUCAGGAAGAACAAAACAUUACACCAUUGUCAACACAUGAACAUAAAUCUGGAAGACUAGAUCCAUAUUCUCCUUCUCCUGAGAAUGCACCUACGAAUUUAGCACCGCCUUUUGGUUUUAAAACAAAUGUGAGUCCAAAUAUAACAACUGCAAUGUUAUCAAAUGAUGAUAACAUAGCUAACUCGAUAAAGAAAGAGAGUUUUAGGCCAUCACAAAAUGGUGGCAAUAUACAAGGGAAGAGUUCUUCUAUCAGCAGCAAUGUGCCUAAGGAGAAUCAAGAAUCUCAUACACAAAUUCCAGAAGUUACAACAAUAUCUGAAAUGAACAAGUUAUUGUUUCAAAGCCAUGCUUCAUAUCGUUCUAUGAAGCCAAGGUGGUUUUCAGAUGUUGAUCAAGAGUUACUACAAGCAAGAUCAGAGAUUGAAAAUGCACCAAUUGUAAAAAAUAAUCAAAAUCUUUAUGGUCCCAUUUAUCAUAAUGUUUCAAUGUUCAAGAGGAGCUAUGAAUUAAUGGAAGAGAACCUCAAAGUGUAUAUAUACAGAGAAGGAGCUAGACCGAUACUGCAUUCACCAUUUCUCACAGGAAUCUAUGCUUCUGAAGGGUGGUUCAUGAAGCUAAUGGAAGCUAAUAAAAGAUUUGUAACAAAAAAUCCAAAAAAGGCCCACCUGUUUUACUUGCCUUUCAGUUCUAGGAUGCUAGAGGAAGUCUUGUAUGUAAAGGAUUCACAUAGCCACAAGAACCUGAUUCAAUAUCUACAUGCUUAUGUAGACCUGAUCGCGGGGAGAUAUUCAUUCUGGAACCGAACCGGAGGGGCUGAUCAUUUUCUUGUUGGUUGCCAUGAUUGGGCUCCAUCUGAAACAAAGUUGCACCUGGCGAACUGCAUAAGGUCCCUCUGCAACGCUGAUGUAAAAGAAGGAUUUGUCUUCGGUAAAGACGCAUCUCUUCCAGAAACAUAUGUCCGCAACGCUCAAAAUCCAACUAGGGAUCUUGGAGGCAAUUCAGGUUCAAAGAGGACAACAUUGGCCUUCUUUGCAGGGAGCAUGCAUGGUUAUUUGAGGCCAAUACUUUUGCAGCACUGGGAGAAUAAAGAUCCCGACAUGAAAAUCUUUGGAAAACUGCCGAAGUCUAAGGGAAACAGUAACUACAUUCAGUACAUGAAGAGCAGCAAGUACUGCAUUUGUGCAAAAGGGUAUGAAGUGAAUAGUCCAAGAGUUGUGGAAGCCAUUUUCUAUGAAUGUGUUCCAGUUAUUAUAUCUGACAAUUUUGUGCCACCCUUUUUUGAGGUUUUGGAUUGGGAAUCCUUUGCUGUUUUUGUUUUGGAGAAGGAUAUUCCAAAUUUGAAAAAUAUACUACUUUCUAUUCCAGAAAAGAGGUAUCUUAGAUUGCUGAUGAGGGUCAAAAAGGUUCAACAGCAUUUCCUUUGGCACAAGAACCCUGUCAAGUAUGAUAUAUUUCAUAUGAUCCUUCAUUCUAUUUGGUACAAUAGAGUCUUCUCUGCCACUAGCUAGAUAUAUACUACUUGGAGAUAUUGGAGAUAGGGUAGGAGUAGGUUGUAUAUUUUUUUCUUUUGAGUUGCUUAGCUGAGAUAAUUUGGUCACUAAUUAAAAUAUUGAUAAGGUCGACUAUAGUAUAGGUUUGGAGGUUUGGUAUUGAUAAAAAAAUUGUCUAUAUUUUUCAUGUGCUGUCUAAUUAGUUGAUAUUUUCCUUCCUUUGAAUA
Cicer arietinum (chickpea) is the source of this 2451-nucleotide messenger RNA. RefSeq names its product probable glycosyltransferase At5g03795. Gene Ontology annotation, molecular function: glycosyltransferase activity. Lineage: Eukaryota; Viridiplantae; Streptophyta; Magnoliopsida; Fabales; Fabaceae. The record is from RefSeq and is a predicted model, not a curated record.